Molecule: messenger RNA, 631 nt
Organism: Drosophila kikkawai
Lineage: Eukaryota; Metazoa; Arthropoda; Insecta; Diptera; Drosophilidae
Gene: Cby
Product: beta catenin antagonist chibby
Source: RefSeq, a predicted model, not a curated record
UCAGUUGGGUUUUUGCUUGGGUUUAUUUCUGGCAUUAUUGGGAUUGUCUCACAGUAGGCCAUUUUUCUUUUAUUUGGACUUCUUCCAUUUUAACAACAUUUUCACUCCUGGAGUCCCCUUUUGGCCACACGAAAGCGGUCUUUCCUUGAACCAAACAUUCAAACCCUGGCUCGGCCACAGAACCACCUUUGCUGUCCACUAUCAAUCUGUGGUGGUUGCUUGCCACACUUUAAGCAGUCACUUGCCAUGCCGCUGUUCAACAAGAAGUUUGAGUCGAAACCGAUUCCAGUGCGUCAGGGCCGUUGCAAUACUGGUCAUCCGGUGGCCACCGAGGAUCUGGACGACUUUAGGCAGAUUUCGUUGACGCUGGGCAACAAGGAGUUGCGUUUUGCGGACGGCAUCUGGAUGCAUUCAUCCCGGAAGGGCGAUGUCGAUGAUAUGCUUAGAUUGAACAGGAAGUUUCGUGCCCUGGAGGAGGAGAAUAACAUGUGCAACUUGAAGAUUGAAGUGAUGCUGGAUCUAUUGGCGGAACAUGCCACGGAACUGAAUGAACUGAAGCCCAAGGAGAAGUGAGGAGAGGGAAUAAAUACGUAUUCUAAAAAAACUAAAUAAAGAAUUAAUUAUUAAGAGA